Molecule: messenger RNA, 414 nt
Organism: Peronospora farinosa
Lineage: Eukaryota; Oomycota; Peronosporomycetes; Peronosporales; Peronosporaceae
Source: the annotation of a GenBank genome assembly
AUGGACCCGAUAACGCAUACACCAGACGCUAACCGUGCGCGUGUCCCACACAGCCGAGAAACAAGCGCCCCGAACCUAGGCCCCCCGGUGUCUGCCACGUUUCCUCCACCAGUCGUACCGGAUACCACAACCGGUGUAGAAGUCAUUGUGGCUACUACCUCCUCUGACGUUGCGACUCAAGCUGGGGCUGUAAUGUCACCGCAUGCGUCUGCAAAGGUGGCUGGGGGCAUGAGACCAGUGAGAGUUGCAUCGAAGGGGGAGGCGGGAGUCAUGAUGGUUGCUGCCGGGUUGGGUGUGUCGUUCGCGGAGGAGGAGGAGAAGGGUGAGCUCCGUCCAGAAAUCAUGACGGUCCCCGUCGUUCUUGUGAGAGCAUCUCACGCUGGCGGACUUGCAGUGCCGUUGAAUUCCGACUGA